UGUACAAAGGUCAGUCCACAUAACGAGCUGUUUCAGAUCUCUUGGUCAGCAGUAUGGGUCGGCUUGAUGGGAAAAUCAUACUGGUGUCUGCAGCAGCACAGGGGAUUGGACGAGCAGCUGCUAUAGCUUUUGCUAAAGAAGGAGCUAAAGUUAUUGCUACAGACAUCAAUGAGUCUAAGCUGCAAGGACUGGUGACGUAUCCAGGCAUUCAAAUACGGGUUCUGGAUGUCACCAAAAGGGAGCAGAUAGAAAAUCUGGCCAAGGAGAUUGAAAGGGUUGAUGUCCUCUGUAACAUUGCAGGGUUUGUUCAUCAUGGAACAAUUCUGGAGUGUGAAGAGCGAGACUGGAACUUCACUAUGAACCUCAAUGUUCGCAGCAUGUAUCUAAUGAUCAAGACAUUCCUUCCCAAGAUGCUUAAACAGAAAUCUGGAAAUAUUAUAAAUAUGUCUUCUGUGGCAUCCAGCAUUAAAGGAGUUGUGAACAGAUGCGUAUAUAGUACUUCAAAGGCAGCGGUUAUUGGUCUAACAAAGUCUGUGGCUGCUGAUUUCAUAGAACAAGGCAUCAGGUGCAACUGCAUAUGUCCUGGAACUGUUGACACACCAUCCUUACAGCAAAGAAUCAAAGCCUGGCCUAACCCAGAACAAGCAUUGAAAGACUUUCUAGCCAGACAGAAGACUGGUAGGAUGGCUACUGCUGAAGAAGUGGCCCAUCUCUUUGUGUACUUGGCCUCUGAUGAAUCUGCCUACAUGACUGGUAAUGAACUAAUCAUCGAUGGAGGAUGGAGCUUGUGAUUGACCCUACCUGCAAAUGGAAAUUCAUCCUAUGAAAAGCUAAAAGUGAGAAUCAUCUUUCUCAGUUAAGAUAGCUUGCAAAGAUUUAGUUCACUCAUAUGAUGUCUUUCAAAACAAAUUUGGUGCAUUUUUACUGCUAUAUCAUCUCUUUCUAUA
Opisthocomus hoazin is the source of this 947-nucleotide messenger RNA. The record is from RefSeq and is a predicted model, not a curated record. Lineage: Eukaryota; Metazoa; Chordata; Aves; Opisthocomiformes; Opisthocomidae.